Triticum dicoccoides is the source of this 2169-nucleotide messenger RNA. RefSeq lists its product as uncharacterized. The record is from RefSeq and is a predicted model, not a curated record. NCBI's taxonomy places the organism in Eukaryota, Viridiplantae, Streptophyta, Magnoliopsida, Poales, Poaceae. The transcript has a single exon. The coding region runs from base 146 to 2035 and encodes 629 amino acids.
UUGACGUGUACUUCCAUUUUGUGUAUACUAUAUACUUUCUUGGUGGUGAAGUUGUUAAACUGGGGUUUUGAUUAUUCGGCCACUGGACAGCGCUCUAGUCUUUCUCUGUCCUAGUCCUACAUUAUACACAUAUAUAUUUACUGGGAUGGACCUUAAUAUGACAAAUCUUUGGCUUCAUGGGAAGGAACAUAUAGCCGCUUCAUUCUCUCAAGCUGAACAGAGCUCAGAAGCAGUCGAGACUUCUAGAAAAUCAUUUGGGCAGAGGAGUCGAAGUUCCCCUGUUCCUGAUGAUGACUGCAGGCUGGUCCUAGGACUUGGACCAAUGCCAAAUCUGUAUUCCGCUGAUAGCCAAUCAUCCGGUGGCAACAAAGUUAAAUUAUCUGGAAUUUUGUUCACCCAACAUUGUACUGCAAGUGAUCCUGGGUUACUGGUGGGGACUUCAAGAGGCAGCUCAAGAAAUUUGCAGUCCACAACACUGCCUGGCCGCAAGGAGCAUUCACACAAAAGAAAAAAUGGUGUUGUCUUCCCACAUAUUGGCGAGGGAUCAACUUCAGCCAAAAGGAAGUCAGGUGAUUAUCAGCUAUCACCUCUGUUUGCUCCAAGAUCAGAUGUUCUUUUUAUUGAUAGAACAAUGGCAGAGCCUGAUGUCCAGCAACACCUUGGAACCGGAUAUGAGGCCGAUCAUGAUUUAUCUCUUGAUCAGCACGGGGUUGAGCACAGCCCCGAGCCCUCUGCAACAACUGGCUGUUCUUUUGCUGCAACUUCAGAUACAAUAGAUAGCACUGAUAAUGGGGAGCAGAAAAGUCAUCAGCGCCAUCUCAAGAAGUGUCGGUUCAAUGGGUGUUCCAAGGGCGGAAGGGGUGCAUCAGGACUCUGCAUUUCCCAUGGCGGCGGUCACCGGUGCCAAAAGCCAGGUUGCAAUAAAGGGGCCGAGAGCCGAACGGCGUACUGCAAAUCGCACGGAGGAGGAAAGCGGUGCCAAGAGCUAGGCUGCACCAAAAGCGCCGAAGGGAAGACAGAGUUCUGCAUCGCUCACGGCGGUGGGCACCGGUGCGGGGUUCCGGAGUGCUCCAAAGCAGCCCGGGGAAGAUCGGGACUUUGCAUAAAACACGGCGGAGGGAAGAGGUGCAUGACGGAGGGCUGCACCAGGAGCGCCGAAGGGUAUCCUGGGGUGUGCAUCGUGCACGGAGGUGGUCGCCGGUGCCAGUACCCGGACUGCAGCAAGGGAGCACAGGGAGGCACCCUGUUCUGCAAGUCCCAUGGUGGGGGCAAACGGUGCGUAUCUGAAGGUUGCACCAAAGGGGCCGAGGGCAGCACGUUGCUAUGCAAAGGGCAUGGCGGCGGAAAGAGGUGCCUCUUCGAGGGAGACGCGGCGUGUCCUAAGAGUGUUCACGGCGGGACCAGCUUCUGCGUGGUGCAUGGAGGAGGCAAAAGGUGUGUGGCACCAGGGUGCACCAAGAGCGCUCGCGGUCGCACUGACUGCUGCGUGAGGCAUGGCGGUGGCAAGCGCUGCAAAUCAGAUGGGUGCGACAAGAGCGCGCAGGGGAGCACGGACUUGUGCAAGGCGCACGGCGGGGGCAAGCGGUGCGCCUGGAGCGCCGGCUGUGACAAGUUUGCCAGGGGGAGGAGCGGCCUGUGCUCUGCUCAUGGAAACCUGACGGCCUCGAAGCAGACCGGAAGCAUGAUCGGGCAUGGCCUCUUCAGCGGGAUCGUCUCUUCUUCCUCGACGCCGGGCAGCGGCAUGGACCGAGUGAUCUCCUCUUCUCUCCCUGGCGCCUCGUCAGAUUGCUGCGGCGAGUCGUUGGAACUCAUGCAGAGUGGCAGGCUCAUACCGCCACAGCUGCUGGUUCCUGGCUCCCUGCAGAAACCAUCGUCUUCGUUUAACCUGCCGGGCAAUGGCCAAGAAGGAGGUGGUGGUAGCCGGGACCAGAGCUUCGGGUUCGUCGUGCCGGAGGGAAGGGUGCACGGCGGAGGGCUCAUGUCGAUGCUCCGAGCAGGACACCUGGGAAGCAACAUCAACAUCCCGGAAUCCUGAUGAAAAUGACACAUAUUCUGUGUGUGUGCCUUGUGCUUUUGCGCCCAGCAACCGUAUGAUGCUUUAGUGUACAGAGCUUCACUGUACUUGUUCGUCUAUGAACGAAAUUGCAUUAUCAUGAACUUGUAUUGGUA